GUGAUGCUGAACAUCUCUUGCCCGCAGAAUGUCUACCCCGGCGACAGGAUGUACAUGACCAAGAACUUGGCCGACGGGAGAUGGAGCAUAAAGAACGUAGUGCGCAACGAGUUGCCGAAAGUCGUGUUGGAGAAGUCGGGUAUGGUCCAGCGGAAGACCGCCACGCAGCUGGCCGCCGACCUCGCCGACCCCACCAUCUGCAUGGUGGAGCUGGAGACUUCCAAGGGGCCCAUCAAGCUGAGGAUAGCCCCAGCCUGGUCGCCCAAGGGCGCCCAAAGAUUUCUGCAGCUCGUGACCAACAGGUAUUACACGGACUUGCCCGUGUAUCGCGCGGUACCAGAGUUCCUCAUACAGUUCGGUGUCACCGACGACACGGCGCGGAGCGGUGCGUACGAGGCGAUCAAGGACGACUACCCGAGGGGCGUACCGGUCGAGGACGGCUCCAUUUGCUUUGCGGCGGCAGGCCCCGACACGAGGACGUCCACGAUCUGCAUAUUCCUGGCGGCCUUCGACGAGCUUGGCAGGAAUCCGUGGGAGACGCCCAUCGGCAAGGUGUGCCCAGAGUCCAUGGGAGUGCUGCACAGCAUCUUCACUGGCUACGGGGACCCGGCCUCGCGCGAGGUGGGAGGGAUGGGGAGUGGGGCGGGGCACGCCGUGCUCGGGGAGAGGCAUGCGUACCUCUUGUUCCCGCACGGGACAGAGCAGGAGGCGAGGAAAAACGCGCGCACCCUCCCCAUCACCAGGGCCUCGCAGGAGUCUCGUGCGAGCGGCGGGCCUACCAAAAGUUCUGCCUCGAAGCUUCGAGACGAGCCCGGCGGCUCGAUCGGAUUGCUCCGUCGGUUCGUCGCUGUGCUCAAGCUCUACGAGUGA
Messenger RNA from Prorocentrum cordatum, 870 nucleotides. The record is from the annotation of a GenBank genome assembly. NCBI's taxonomy places the organism in Eukaryota, Dinophyceae, Prorocentrales, Prorocentraceae.